Molecule: messenger RNA, 1801 nt
Organism: Megalops cyprinoides (Indo-Pacific tarpon)
Lineage: Eukaryota; Metazoa; Chordata; Actinopteri; Elopiformes; Megalopidae
Gene: rbm43
Exons: 4
Coding region: 83-1627 (514 amino acids)
Source: RefSeq, a predicted model, not a curated record
UGACGGUUAUAAACAAGUAUCGAGAGUAACCAAACUGUCUUAAACUGACCAGGAAUUGUGUUGGAACCAAACAAGCAUCACCAUGGACACAGACUCCACCGUCAUAGAAGUCCUUGGGGUUCCAAGUAUACUCUCAGUGGAUCAGAUGAUUGACAAGCUGACGAUCCACUUCCUUCGGCCGCGGAAUGGGGGCGGUGAGGUGGAGAGAGUCGUAUACCCCGCUAGGAAUAGUGACAAGGCGUUUAUCAGCUUUGAGCUUCCAGAAGUGGCCACCCGUGUCCUGGAGCAGUCCCAUGUGCUGGAGGUGGAGGGUGGACGUUUUCCUCUGAAGGUCAGGCGGAUCCAUUGCCCUGAGGUGGACAUGCCUGUGAGUACCACCCUGGACCUGGGGAAGUUUCGGAGUCAGACGGCUGUCAAAGACAUUCUCACAAGACACAAGUUUGAGAUAUCCUAUUUGCGUUCUGGGCAGCUUCUCCUCGUGGGGACCUUCCUCAACCUAAAAGCUGCCAGGGUAAAACUGGGAGAACUGCUGCUGUCUAGGGAGGCCCAGUCACAGAGCUCACUCCUGGGGCCCCACUUCAGUGCCCACACUGCAGGGCCAGUGUCCAAAACAAAAGUCUCACCAGACUCUGCUGUGCUGAGCUACCAAAAUGGGGUUGCAGUGCAUGCUGGGAGAAAAGGUGUGGAAGAGACUCGGGCAGCUGCAGCUUCUUGGUCCUCCUCCAAUUCCACUUCAAGUCAGGAGUCGGGAGCUCCAUACAGCCCGCCCAGUUACCUAGGUGACACCCCAUCAAACUCCUCACACAGAAGACAGUACAUGGCCAGCCACUACCGUGAUAAGGUGUCCUUUGUCAUAGAUGCUAAUGCGCUCAGGUAUGCCCAGUGUUUUUAUGGAGAUGUGAUACAAGAGACCCUGCAGACUAACCGAGUAGAGAUGAAGUUGAAAGAUGCUGAGAAUUUAGAAGUCAGCACCAUUGUGCUUGUGGGUAGUAACCCUGAGAUUGCCAAAGAUCGGCUGGCAGCUUUUCUCAUGGAAGUCCAUAGACUUCUCCGCGUGCAGGAAAUCCCUCUGGCCUCACUGACCCAGGAGCAGCGUGUACAAUUGGACAGGCGCAUUCGGAUACACAGAGACGUAUAUAAGGUGCUGGUACAACAAGUAGGGGACACCCUCCAGCUGUUGGGCCCCUCCAGUGACAGUUAUGAACUGAAGCAGAGGAUUCUGGGAGAAGAGGUGAGUUUGCCCACAUCCAGGCGAGAGGGGAGGGCUCUAGAGCGAAGCAGAGUGGUCAGAAGGAGUUCCUCGUUGCCCCGGCAACUCAGCAAGGCAGGCAGCAUAGACUCUGAGCCCAGAUCUACGGUGGAUCAGGGGCAUUCUUGGGUGGGGCGCGGGGAAAGAACCCCCAAGCCCGCCUCACCCGUGAUGCGCAGGACGAGAACCAACUCUGAAUCUAACACCAAGGUGAAGGACGACAGAUCUGUGCAAGGACAAGCGCAUUAUGACAAAUUGCACUCUAGUGGGACUCCCAGGGCAGAUGAGAAGCCCAAAUCAAAAGAAGGUAUCCCAUCAAUUACCCAACCACUCUUACUUUUGAAGAAUAAGCUGUCACUUAAGAAACCAACCAAGUAAUACCUUGAGAGCAGAUAGAGCUGUAUGUGCACAGAGGUUAGAAAUGAUCAGAUCAAUAUAACUUCCUUCAAUGUCAGCAGAAUUUCAGGCACUGUAAAGCAAAACAAAUGAAUCCUGUGGAGCUAUUAUGUCAUAAAUUGACCAUCUUUUAACCAGCUUACUCAUUGAUGCAUG